Sphaerulina musiva SO2202 is the source of this 2052-nucleotide messenger RNA. Its product is annotated as Sugar_tr-domain-containing protein. The record is from RefSeq and is a predicted model, not a curated record. Gene Ontology annotation, biological process: transmembrane transport. The coding region runs from base 14 to 1873 and encodes 619 amino acids. The transcript has 7 exons. Lineage: Eukaryota; Fungi; Ascomycota; Dothideomycetes; Mycosphaerellales; Mycosphaerellaceae. Gene Ontology annotation, molecular function: myo-inositol:proton symporter activity. Gene Ontology annotation, cellular component: membrane.
AGAGGACCAGAGCAUGGAGAAGUCUGGUCAGGUGUACCACGAAGGGCCCGACGAGAUUCGCCAGAAGUCUGUAGUCGAGUCCAUUAACUUGAACCGCAAUGUAGACGCGAAAAUCAGCAAUCCGCUCGCGGGAAUUUCGUACGCAGACCUCAUGACUGAUGUCGAGCAAUUCGCACAUCAGAAGGGUCUCAAUGAUCAACUCGAGUUGCUCAAGAAAGGCGCUCUCAUAGCUCAAGAUCCAGCCAAUUUCGAGAGCCUGGAGCAGCUGGACGAGCACGAAAAGGAGUUUUUGCGAUAUGAGGCCGCGCACCGUUGGCGUCACCCAUUCCAAUUGUACAUCACAAUCAUUGUUUGCUCGAUCGGAGCUGCAGUGCAAGGCUGGGAUCAGACGGGAUCGAACGGAGCAAACUUGUCGUUUCCACAAGAAUUCGGUAUUGGCUUCGGUGAGACUAUAGGACAUCCCAAUCAGGUUCGCGAUAGUUGGCUCGUGGGAGUUGUCAAUGCCGGGCCGUAUAUCGGGUCUGCGUUUCUCGGCUGCUGGCUCUCGGAUCCGUGCAACUUCUACUUUGGACGCCGUGGGACCAUUUUCAUCUCCGCUGUCUUCUGUCUCAUUACACCAAUCGGAGGAGCUGUCUCCCAGACCUGGGAACAGCUGUUUAUCACUCGACUUCUCAUGGGUAUAGGAAUGGGUUUGAAGGGUUCCACAGUGCCAAUUUUCGCCGCCGAGAACUCACCUGCACGGAUUCGAGGCGCUCUGGUGAUGAGUUGGCAAAUGUGGACCGCAUUUGGCAUCUUCCUGGGCUUCUGUGCAAACCUCGCUGUCUACCGUGUUGGCGACAUCGCCUGGAGGUUGCAAAUUGGUUCGGCUUUCAUCCCAGCCGUGCCUCUGACUCUUGGCAUCUACUUCUGCCCGGAGAGUCCACGAUGGUACAUGAAGAAGAACCGAUAUCAGAAGGCCUACAAGUCGCUGUUGAAGCUGAGAUUCCAUCCCUUGCAGGCCGCGAGGGAUCUCUACUACAUCCACUGUCAACUUCAAGUUGAGGCUAGCAUCGUUGGGAAGAGUAAUUACCUUUCGCGAUUCGUGCAGCUAUUCACGAUACCACGAGUUCGUCGCGCUACGCUGGCUAGUUUCGUGGUCAUGAUUGCGCAGCAGAUGUGCGGAAUCAACAUCAUAGCCUUCUACUCCUCGACCGUGUUUAGACAGGCCGAUGCUUCGGAGCGCGACGCGCUGAUCGCCUCCUUCGGCUUUGGACUCGUCAACUUCGUUUUCGCGUUCCCAGCGAUCUGGACCAUCGACACGUUCGGACGCCGCGCACUACUGCUAUUCACCUUUCCCCAGAUGGCCUGGACUCUGCUUGCUGCAGGCCUUUGCUUUUUGAUCCCAAUGUCUGCUGGUGACGCCCGGCUCGGUGCCAUUGCCCUUUUCAUCUACCUCUUUGCCGCUUUCUACUCGCCUGGAGAGGGUCCCGUGCCAUUCACCUACUCGGCUGAGGUGUUUCCACUCUCGCAUAGAGAGGUGGGCAUGGGAUGGGCUGUCGCGACCUGUCUGUUCUGGGCCGCUGUCUUGUCCAUCUCGUUUCCCGCGAUCCUGGCGGCCCUCACGCCCACAGGGGCAUUCGGCUUCUACGCAGGUUUGAAUGUCAUCGCUUUUGUGAUGAUCUUCCUGUUUGUGCCAGAGACGAAACAGCGUUCGCUGGAGGAAUUGGACUACGUCUUUGCUGUGCCUGGAAGACAGUUUGUCCGCUAUCAGACUACCAAGGCCCUCCCAUGGUGGUUCAACCGCUGGGUGCUGUUCCGCAAAGAGGCCAAGCUCGAGCCGCUGUACUCGUUUGACCAGACCAUCGAGCGUUCGGAGAAGGUCGGCAUCGCUUAGACGCAAGAAAGAUGUUCGCACGGAUGCCGAGCGAGCCAGGAAUAUGACACCUGCUAUACUCCAACCACAGAAGAGUUUGUAGGCCCAGAGGAGGUAAUGCCAGUGGAAUGCCAGAUGUGAAGCUAGUACCUAGAUACCGUAGGAACGCGUAGGUAGUUCAUUUUAUGCCAAGCCUCACC